This is a messenger RNA of Salpingoeca rosetta, 1695 nucleotides long. RefSeq lists its product as uncharacterized. The transcript has 8 exons. The record is from RefSeq and is a predicted model, not a curated record. The coding region runs from base 149 to 1489 and encodes 446 amino acids. NCBI's taxonomy places the organism in Eukaryota, Choanoflagellata, Craspedida, Salpingoecidae.
ACAACAGCAACAACAGCAACAACAGCAACAACAAGCGGUUUCCCUUUUCCUUGUCUCGUGGUGUACGCAUUUCACCCGAUUCAACCCCACUGUGUUUGUUACUCACCAACGCAAGUGUCCAUUGUGUGAUUCGCUGUUGUUGAGCGCUAUGAGCAGCGCGGUGGCGUUCGCCGCUGUGCGCGGGCGAUUGUGUCGCUGCGCCUGCUGGCGUGGCAGCCGAUUCGCCUCCGCAGCGCGUGAUUCUGGCCGCCUUGUCGCCACGCAGGCAAGGCAGCAAGCAGCGCCAAAGCAGAGGUGGUCCCGCUUCGCCUCAUCCUCUUCAUCGUCGUCAUCCUCGACGGCUUCAUCGUCCGCAACCACGGGGCCGGGUGCUGUUCCGCCGCCUCCACCGCGAACCGGCAACUUCUUCAUGGACAUCCUGCACGAGAUUCUCUUCUAUAGCCCGGUAUCUGCAAUGGUUGGUUUCACCAUUGGCGGCCUCGGCGCUACCUUUUUCGGAGCCCUCUACUUCCUCCACAAAACCGAAUACCUGGACGUGGGGCGGCUGCUGCAAGGCGCGGAUCGGAUUGAGUUCCGGGUGCGCCGGGCACACGAGCGAGACGCCAGUCCCGACGGCGAUGGUGCGUCCGAUGACGCAUGCUGCGAUGUGGAUGCGGAGGUGAUUGCCAUCAAGGAGCCUGCCAGCGGUGAAGAUGGCGAUGUUGCUGGUAGUGGGGCAGGUGCAACAAAGUCAUCAACGGCCACGACGACGAAGAAGGCGGCCGGACUGCCUUCCCUCUUUGACGUCCCACUGCCCCUGAUCACGCUUGGUGGCUGGUGCAUUGCGUUUGUGGCCACAGCCGCCGUCGCGUACACGCGCGCACGCCUUCGUCUCCAAUUCAGGGAGUUUGUGCGUCAAGUCAACUUCAGCCUGACAUCUGUGGACAAGAACAACGUGCUGCGUCUCAGAACCAUCAAGGAGUGCACCCUCAACGAGAUUCUUCCCGACAACCCAGCCGGCGUGAACAUGGUUGUGAAUGGUGCGCGUGGCGUGCAGCGAGACAAUCCCUUUAUCGCCCUUCCCGCUUCUCAAUAUGAUCUCAUCAUGAACCAGAUCCUCAACGCCAUCUCUCCGUUGUUUGCACAUGGAUUCCUUGCAGAGGAUCAGGGCUUGCCUGUGACCCAUGACUGGUAUUACUUUGGCAUCACCUUCCGCAAGGAGACCAUCAAAAUGCGCAAGCUGCGCGUGGUGCUGGCGAAGGAAUCCCUGUUGAAGCGGCUGGCUGAGGAUCCAUCCUAUGUGCCGCACUUUGAGUCGCCAGAACACCACGUGCGCCUCGACACCCUUCGCCUCAUGACCAAGAUGUACCUUGAACAGGACCCCAACGGUCCUGCCGUGUACAAGAACCCAACGGACAACGGCGAGGUCAUGCGUCUGUGCAAGCUGAAGAUUGCCCUUCCCGUCUGCUCCUCGUCCUCCCCACCAACCUCGUCCACCCCCACACCUUAGUCCCCUUCUUCCGUUCUUCCUUCGUCGUCAUCACCAUCAUGUCACAACACACGACACGCUCCUCUCCCUGCUCCUCUCCCCUUCCCUCCUUCGCACUUCGCAUCCUUGCUCCUCUUCCCCUUCCUCUGCUCGCUUCUUGGCUCCAAACCAAAACAAACCAGCCUCAGUGCGCACUUGAUCAGGAGGAAAAUGUGUGCAAAGCGUAU